Molecule: messenger RNA, 201 nt
Organism: Histoplasma mississippiense
Lineage: Eukaryota; Fungi; Ascomycota; Eurotiomycetes; Onygenales; Ajellomycetaceae
Exons: 3
Coding region: 1-201 (66 amino acids)
Biological process (GO): proton motive force-driven ATP synthesis
Source: RefSeq, a predicted model, not a curated record
AUGGUCGUUUACUACACAAUUGCUGGCCGCCAAAUUGGCUCCCACGUCCUUUCCAUGGCGACUCUCGGAACUACCUUCCUCGGCUGCUACCUUGCGAUGCCAGGAAAGACGGACAAGAAACAGGGACCGCCCAUCAAGGCCAGCAGCAAGGAUGAGGAACAAUUUAUCCAGUACGGACUUCCUAAAAAACAUAGAGGCUGA